This is a messenger RNA of Spinacia oleracea (spinach), 3012 nucleotides long. RefSeq names its product putative disease resistance protein RGA3. The coding region runs from base 863 to 2434 and encodes 523 amino acids. The transcript is spliced from 2 exons. Lineage: Eukaryota; Viridiplantae; Streptophyta; Magnoliopsida; Caryophyllales; Amaranthaceae. The record is from RefSeq and is a predicted model, not a curated record.
UACUCUAAAGGUUGCAGCAAGUUUCCUUUAUGGCAAAGAUGAUGAUAAAUGGUUGUCUUUCAGUGAAAAAUUGAAGUCAGAUGCAAAACAUGAGAAUGAUAGAAUGAAACAUGUCAGCUACGAUGACCUCCCAACUCGGCUAAAAGCUUGCUUGGGCUAUUGUUCUUUGUUUCCUGAAAAUUUUACUUUCAACAAGCACGAUCUCAUUAGUCUCUGGAUAGCACAGGGAUACAUUAACAGGACCAAAGUUUUGAGGAGGCUGCAGAGAAGUACUUUCUGGAAUUGUCACGGCGCUGCUUCUUUGAGGAUGUCAUCACUGAUUACUUGGGGAAUAUCAUCAAUUGUAAGAUGCAUCACAUUAUGCGCAGCCUAGCGUGUCAAUAUUCAUCAGGGAUCAAGAGCUUUUAUCUGACAGAUGCAGGGGGUUAAUCUGGAAUCUACAUGCAAACAUGUUUCUUUGACAUGUGAUCUGGACUCAUUGAGGAAUAUCUCAUCAUCCGUACUUCAAGUUCAAAAUUUGCGGACACUUGUUUUAGCCAAGGGAACAGAUUGUGCCACAGAGAUAGACUCUUUGGUGUGCAAUAGGUUGAUAUCUAGUUUCAAAUGCAUAAGGGUUUUGGACUUGCGUGAUCUUGGAAUUGAGGAAUUGCCGGUUUCCAUGGGUAAGCUGAUUCAUUUGAGAUACUUUGAUCUCUCCAGAAAUGAUGCUCUGGUUACUCUACCAAAGUCAGUCACAUAACUGUACAACUUGCAAACACUGAAACUCAACUCUUGCUCAAAACUUACAAGAUUACCAAGUAACUUUGGUGAAUUAGCAAACCUUACACGUUUUGAGGUUGACGAGUGUGAUAGCUUGACUUGCAUGCCUUCAGGCUUGGAGAAACUAAUUAAGCUUGAGACGAUGAGUCGGUUUGUAGUAGGCCAGGAGUUUUCCAAAGAUAUGGUUAGUAGUGGGCUGAAAUCUCUAGAAAAACUCGACAAAUCGAGAGGACGACUGGCAAUUGAGUUGACAAGAGAUUGGAAAACCGCCAUACCUGAAGCCUCACAGGUGGAAUUGCAAAAGAAAAUCCAUCUAGAGGAAUUAAAGAUCAGCUGGCCAAAAACAGUCUUAAACUGUAAAGAGACUUCACAUCUCCUUUCCGAUCAUGAAAAAUUACCUUACAAGAAACUUCUUGAGAACCUCCAACCAAACUCAAAUCUCAAAAUCCUCUGUAUAGAAGGGUAUAAAGGGCAAGACUUCCCAUUCUGGGCAGGGGUGAAUAUGUUGGCUUCUUGUCUCCCGGAUUUAGUUGUCAUCAGCAUUGAAGGAUGCGACAAAUGCAAGUAUCUCCCACCAUUUGGUAAACUUAAGUAUCUUAAACGACUCACCCUGAGACACAUGGCUAAUGUGCAAUUUGUGCAGAGAGAAACUUUCAGAGAAGUGUCAGCAGGUGACAGCCAAGAUCAAGAACAUACUCAUGUAUCACCAUUCUUCCCAGCCCUAGAAGAACUUACCCUCCAUAACUUCUACAAGCUAGAAGGAUGGUGGAAGGAAGAAAUGAUGGUAGCACCUCCAGAAAAUAUCCCUCCCUUCCCUUGUCUUUCCAAAUUAAGGGUAUGGAACUGCCCAAAACUGCGAUCUAUGCCUUCGUUCGUAGAGGUUUCGGAUCUUGACUUGCGCAACGUCAAUCAGAUGCUUCUAGAAGAAAGUGCAAAGAACAUUCCUAUUAAUCCUGAUUUCCACCUCAAAUGCCUGCAAAUUAAGGCCUGCUCCAACUUGAGGAGCUUCACAACAGUCAGAAAGGGGCUAGGGGGCAGCCUUUCUUUAUUACAAGAGCUUGUGAUUGAAAAAUGUCAUGCACUGAGUUCACUGGCAUCAGAAUUGUCAUACCUACCCUCCUUAGAGAAGUUGGAGAUUUCCAACUGCAAAGAACUUGAUCUCUCUGAUUAUGGAAGCAAUAAUAUGGGAAACAGAGAAUCUGUAUCAACUCCAUGGACCUCUUUGGCAUGCCUUCGCCAUUUGACCCUUCAAGAAAUACCAAAGAUGAAGUCUCUCCCUGAAUGGCUGAAGCAUGUCCAAACUCUCAAAUCAUUAUGGAUAUCAUCAUGCACUGCCUUGACAGUAUUGCCGCAGUGGAUAGAUAACCUGACAGCGCUUCAGCACCUUCGGAUUGAGAACUGCGAGGCUGUAACAAGGCUACCAGAUGAACUAGAGAAUGUUGAAUCCCUGAAGAAAGUUGAGAUCACCGAAUGUACUGCGUUAAUGGAACGUUGCAGAGAGCACACGGGGGAGGACUGGCACAAGAUCAGACAUGCUCGGGUUUUGCUCCAUAAGUCGUGGCGUUAUGGACUCAUACCAGAGCUAAGAGCCUCACAGAACAGAUAUAAUAUCCGUGCACCAACAGACAUUAAGUACAUCAUCAUUCCCAUAAUAGCUACAGAAGCCAUCAUCUGACAUUUCAUUGCAUAUCAGCUAUAGACUUCUCGCUGUUAUGCACUGAAACUUGAAAAACAAGCACACAAGAACAUGAAGAAAGGAAGCUUGAGGUUUCUUAGAUUAUGUCAUAUUUGUGGUUUCAGAAGUUAGUGAUCUAAUGAUCUUUAAUUAAUUUGACAGCAUUUUCUUCUGUAAUGAUGUAAGGAUGUAACCCUUCUUACUUGUUCUGUAUGACCUUCAUCACCUUCAGUUGUGUUCUCUCUCUCUCUCUCUCCCUUUUAUUUUCUUAUUCUUCCACCCUUUCUCUUAGGGUUAAGCCGUACUAUACAAAACAAUCCAUAAUCAAUGCGCGGUCCUAGCCAUCAGUUUUUCUCAAACUACAGCCUUGUUUGGUAAAUGGCUGUUAAACAAAAUACAUAAUUUGAUAAUUAACUAUCUUCUUGUAUCAUAUUACAUUUAAUAAGCGUAUACCAAUCGGCAUUAUCUUAUUACUACCUUAUUGUAUUAUACGUCGUAUUAGAUCUAAUAAGCAUACAACAAUAGGCAUGAGCCUAUUACAGGUAUCUGGUGAAUUACAGAAUAAGCAAUUUAGUUUG